AUGGGACUUUUAAUGUCAAAAUUGUUUAAGAACAGGGAGAUGAGAAUAUUGAUGUUGGGGCUUGAUAACGCGGGUAAAACCACUAUCUUAUAUAAAUUGAAACUUGGUAAGACUUCGAAGACUGUACCCACAGUCGGGUUUAACGUGGAAACCGUCAAGCACAAGAACGUUUCCUUUGCUGUGUGGGAUUGUGGUGGACAAGAAAGAAUCAGACCAUUAUGGAGACAUUAUUUCACAGGUACCAAUGCGUUGAUAUACGUGGUUGACCUGUCUGAUAUAGAUAGAUUGGAAGAGUCCAAGAAGGAAUUAUUGAGGGUUAUCAGUGACAAGGAAUUGAGCAACUGUCUUUUGAUUGUGGUUGCCAACAAACAAGAUGUUCCUACUGCCAUCAAACCAAAGGAAUUGAUUGAUAGAUUUGAAUUGAACAAGUUAUCUGGUGACCACACUUGGUCUGUCAUUCCUACAAUUGCCAUUGAUGGAACAGGGUUAGUGGAAACUUUGAAUUGGAUUUCAUCUCACUCAAAGUAA
Molecule: messenger RNA, 528 nt
Organism: Dujonia railenensis
Lineage: Eukaryota; Fungi; Ascomycota; Pichiomycetes; Serinales; Debaryomycetaceae
Source: the annotation of a GenBank genome assembly